Molecule: messenger RNA, 1055 nt
Organism: Sipha flava (yellow sugarcane aphid)
Lineage: Eukaryota; Metazoa; Arthropoda; Insecta; Hemiptera; Aphididae
Product: UBA-like domain-containing protein 1
Exons: 5
Coding region: 657-1055 (132 amino acids)
Molecular function (GO): protein binding
Source: RefSeq, a predicted model, not a curated record
UGCGGGUCGUCGUUGCGAGUGCGUGCGAACGUGUCCCGUGCAAUCAUGCGACACGACUGCGCAGGCGCCACUGUUGACUGUUUUUAUUAUUGUUGUUAUUAUUAUUAUUUUUUUUUUCCACCCACCCGCCGGCCCACCACGCUCUCUCGUCUUGUCACUGGCUCCUCUAUCGCUCUUCCCUCACUCACUCUCGCUCAAACUCUCUCUCUCUCUCGCACCCGUUAACCCGCCCGACCAAUACUUCUAUACACUCGUCUCCGUCUGUUGUUCGUCAUCCACUGAUCUGCGCGCAAUCGUCGUAUCUGUGCUUCGAGUUUGCGCGCGUGCGUGCGUGCUAGUGUAUCCGUAGCCAUCAUAAUAAUAAUAAUAACAGUAGUGUAAUAAAUUAAUUUGGUGUUGGCUGAUAAUAGAAACGAAAUAAGAGAAAACAAUUGAACCGCUCAGGGAGUAAUCGAAUUAUUUUAUUUCAACGGCGCUGCUCACGGACGACGCGAGGCUCGUGUAAACGUCCGCCGCUCAACAUAGGUGUGCCGUACUCCAUUUCUGCUACCGCUACCGGGAAGAGGACCGUUUAACGACUCGAUUGCCGACAAAAUAUUAUUUCUUGCGCCGUCGUUCAUACUUCGGUGUCGGAGAAAAGUCGUUUUCUGUCCGCCAUGGACUCGUUGCGCGAACAAGUAAUGAUCAAUCAAUUCGUGCUGGCCGCUGGAUGCGCCAGGGACCAAGCCAAACAACUGCUGCAAGCCGCUCACUGGCAGUUUGAAACUGCACUCAGCAUUUUUUUCCAAGAUUCUUCUGUCACAAAUUGCAAUCAAAAUUCAGCACAAUUUGGCUUUGGACAAAUGACACCUUGUAAUACUCCAGCUACACCACCCAAUUUCCCAGAUACUCUGAUUGCUUUUUCACGCAUGACAACUUCAUCCGAAAGUUCAAAAAUGGGAUCAUCUCCAAAUAUGUCUGUCUCUCCACAAAAUAGAACCUCAUUAGAAAACAGUCAGUCAAUAAGGCAUCCAUACUCACAUUUAGCGCCUAACACAAUUUCAAAUAACACAUAG